UUUUUCCUCGCAGAGUUCUCGCUUGUGGCGCUGCUCAUCCGCUUCGGGACUUCGCUCUCCAGAGUCACAGCGAGCUGUUACCUGGUCGCUUUGAUCCGGUUUUACCGUAACCGUGUGAACGGACAGGUUUCUGCCACAAUGCCUUUCCGGUAUCCGAACGCGUACCGCGACGAAGCCGUAGUGGACGACUAUCACGGCCAAAAGAUUCCCGAUCCGUACAGCUGGCUGGAGGAUCCGGACAGCGAAAAGACGCAGGCGUUCGUGAUUGCCCAGAACCAGCUCACGUUACCCUUCCUGGACGAGUGUCCGGUCCGAGAGACCUUUAAAGAGCGCAUGACUGAGCUCUACGACUACCCCAAAUACAGCUGCCCCUUCAAGCGGGGCAACAGGUAUUUUCACUUCUACAACACAGGCUUGCAGGACCAGAGCGUCCUCUACGUGCAGGCAGACCUGGAGGCGGAGCCGACCGUGUUCCUCGACCCGAACACGUUCUCAGACGAUGGGACCGUGGCUUUACGAGGUUAUACGUUCUCGGAGGAUGGCGAGUACCUGGCGUAUGGCACCAGUGCCAGCGGCUCUGAUUGGGUGGAGAUCCAUUUCCUGCGGGUGGAGGGGGCAGAGCCACUGGAGGACCGACUGGAGAGAGUGAAGUUCACAUGUAUGUCCUGGACUCACGAUGGGAAAGGCCUGUUCUACAACGCAUACCCCGACCAGGAGGGCAAGAGUGAUGGCACUGAGACGUCCACUAAUCUGAACCAGAAGCUGUACUACCAUGUGCUUGGUUCUCCACAGUCUCAGGAUGUCCUGUGUGCAGAGUUCCCUGACCAGCCCAAAUGGAUGAGUGGAGCUGAGGUGUCUGAUGAUGGCCGUUAUGUGUUGCUGUCUAUCAGAGAGGGUUGUGAUCCAGUCAACAGACUGUGGUACUGUGACCUCGACACUGUUCCUGAUGGCAUCACAGGCCUGUUGCCGUGGGUGAAGCUGAUCGACAACUUCGACGCGGAGUACGAGUACGUGACCAACGAGGGCACGGUCUUCACCUUUAAGACCAACCUGGACGCGCCGCGCUACCGCCUCAUCAACGUGGACUUCGCCCAACCAGCACAGAACCUGUGGAGGGAGCUUCUCCCCCAGCACCGCAAGGACGUCAUCGUGUUUGCCGCAUGCACCCACUCCACCUGUCUGUUCGUCUGCUACCUCCACGACGUGAAGAACGUUCUGAAGAUGUACGCGCUGGGCUCGGGCGAGGAGCUGAAAACCUUCCCGCUGGAGGUGGGCUCACUGGUGGGCUUCACCGGACGCAAGAAGGACUCUGAGAUCUUCUACCACUUCACUUCCUUCCUCUCGCCUGCCAUCAUCUACCACUGUGAUCUGACCAAAUCAGCUCUGCAGCCGAGCGUCUUCAGGGAGGUCACGGUGAAGGGCUUCAACCCUGCAGACUACCAGACCACGCAGGUCUUCUACACCAGUGUGGACGGUACCCAGGUGCCCAUGUUUAUCGUACAUAAGAGAGACAUUGACCUGGACGGCUCACACCCCGCCUUCCUUUACGGAUACGGAGGAUUCAACAUCUCCAUUACACCCAGUUACAGUGUGUCCAGGCUCAUCUUUGUGCGGCAUCUGGGUGGAGUGUUAGCUGUAGCCAACAUCAGAGGCGGAGGAGAGUAUGGAGAAACAUGGCACAAAGCGGGGAUGUUGUCGAACAAGCAGAACUGCUUCACGGAUUUCCAGUGCGCCGCAGAGUAUCUGAUAAAGGAGGGCUACACCUCCCCGAAGAAACUCACCAUCAAUGGGGGCUCCAACGGGGGUCUCCUCGUGGGGGCGUGUGUGAACCAGCGGCCGGACCUCUUCGGCUGCGCCGUGGCUCAGGUGGGGGUCAUGGACAUGCUGAAGUUCCACAAGUUCACCAUCGGCCACGCCUGGACCACAGACUUUGGCUGCGCCGAGGUCAAGGAGCAGUUCGACUGGCUCAUCAAGUACUCUCCCCUUCACAACAUCCACAUCCCCGAGGGAGACGGCGUCCAGUACCCGGCCGUGCUGCUGCUGACGGGUGACCACGAUGACCGCGUGGUGCCUCUCCACUCCCUCAAGUACAUCGCCACCCUACAGCACGUGAUUGGCCGCUGGCCCGGGCAGAAGAACCCACUGUUCAUCCACGUGGACACCAAGUCUGGCCACGGUGCUGGGAAACCCACCAGCAAGGUCAUCCAGGAGGUCGCGGACAUGUACGCCUUCAUCGCCCGCUGCCUGGACCUCUGCUGGCUCAACUAAAACACACACGCAGUUCUUCAGUUGUUUGUUUGUACCUGGAUGGUUGACUGUGUUGUUCAUUGGUCAGAUUCUGCCUUGUCCAGUCCCCCACUGGGGGACCACAGCCAUAAGGCAUCUGGGACACUGCGCACUGGGUUUAUUUAUUUGUAGGACUACAGAAACCACGUAAACAUGUUCUUGAGGCAUUAAGUUCUGAUGUGUAUUACGGCUGAGCAGCACGGAGUGGCAGAGACAGUCCCUCACAGCGUGUGCGUGCGUGUGCGUGUGUGAGGGUGAGUGGAUUCGUGUCACAUCUUCACUGAAGCUUGUUUCUACCUCCAGAUUUAUGCAGAUGGUUUGAACCUUUUCAAGUGGGGGGAAAAACGACACCACAGAAAAAUAAAACCAAUCGUGUAAGAAACACA
Messenger RNA from Electrophorus electricus (electric eel), 2672 nucleotides. It is a transcript of the gene prep, whose product is annotated as prolyl endopeptidase. The record is from RefSeq and is a predicted model, not a curated record. Gene Ontology annotation, molecular function: oligopeptidase activity; serine-type endopeptidase activity. Gene Ontology annotation, cellular component: cytosol. Lineage: Eukaryota; Metazoa; Chordata; Actinopteri; Gymnotiformes; Gymnotidae. Gene Ontology annotation, biological process: proteolysis.